Temnothorax curvispinosus is the source of this 1479-nucleotide messenger RNA. RefSeq names its product intraflagellar transport protein 46 homolog (gene IFT46). Gene Ontology annotation, biological process: intraciliary transport; cilium assembly. Bases 345 to 1343 code for a protein of 332 amino acids. Gene Ontology annotation, cellular component: centrosome; intraciliary transport particle B; motile cilium. The record is from RefSeq and is a predicted model, not a curated record. Lineage: Eukaryota; Metazoa; Arthropoda; Insecta; Hymenoptera; Formicidae. The transcript is spliced from 3 exons.
UACAUUAUUAUUUGAUACAUAUUUUGACAUAUUAAUCCUUAUUGUCAAAUAACUCGUCAUAUGCUUGUUCUUUGAACAGCUGAUCCCAAUCGAUGAAACUAUGGCAACGUUAAGGAAACAAACCGCUGUCAUUGCCCAACGUGAGGGUGACGGAUCGAACUGGGGAGUAUUAUUCCUUUUUCCUUCCCGUCACAUUUAACGGUCAUAAAUCUACUAGCUAUAAAUCUGGAUCGCGACAAGAGCCAUCGGACAAUUCGCUCCCUGGUUUAUUCACGCUCGUCGUCAUACAGACUCUAAGAGCAAUCGUCGAAGGACGCGCCGAUGGACCCUCCUCGGCGCCGACCAUGGAUAUCAAGGACAGCAGCGACGAGGAGGACGAGAGAACGCGCGACAUCCCGACGUUCGGUAAAUUCGACGAGGCGAUCGUGGUACGUAACGCCGAGGAGAUCAAGAGCCCGGUGAGCCGCAGGCCCGCGAGUUCCAGGAGGACCAGGAGGAGCGUGACGAGCGACAGCACAAACACGUUGGUGUCCAACUCGCCGCGUGGCAACAAGCACGAAUUCAGGAGAUACUCGAACAACGAUGUCGGCUUUGAGAAAUCAAUGGGGAUCGGCAGCGAUCCUUCGGACAGCGAGGAGAGCGACGACGACGAUAUACAGGGUAGCAGCGUCGCGAAGCCGAUUGACCUGUACGAUCCUAAGGAAUUCGAGAACCUGGAGGCCUCGACGGAGGUCAAGGAACUGUUCCAAAACAUAAUAAGGUACGCGCCACAGAGAAUCGAGCUCAACUACAAGCUGAUGCCAUUCGUUCCUGAUUAUAUACCAGCAGUCGGCGACAUAGACGCCUUCAUAAAGGUGCCGAGGCCUGACGGGGUCGAAGAUAAGGUCGGUUUGACCGUGCUGGAUGAGCCCUGCACCGAUCAGUCGGAUCCGGCGGUGCUGCACCUGCAGCUGCGCAAUCAUUCCAGGAGCGCCGGCGCCGCUGCGAGACAGGCGGUCGUCAAGAGGAUAGAAGACGCCGAGAAGAACAGCAAGUCGAUCGAUAAAUGGAUCGACGAUAUGAAUCAGCUGCACAGAAGUAAACAUUUGCCAGGCGUGCAGCUAAACCGCGCGAUGCCGGAUAUAGAUGGAUUGAUGCAGCAGUGGCCGCCCCAGGUGGAGGACAAGCUCAACGACGUGCAGCUGGAUUUAUCGGAGCUUGACUGCGACCUGCCGCAACUGGUCGACGUGGUCUGCAACCUUCUGGACAUUCCUACGCGAGAGAACGCCCGACUGGAGGCCCUCCACACGCUGUUCACGCUGUACCUGGAAAUCAGAAAUGUCGAGAGCCGGAACUUUAGUUAGCAUUAGUGAAUCGGACUGUAUAUAAGUAGUUAAGAGACAGCUUGAGUGCUCUAAGAGUCACGUUUAGUAUAUUUAUGUUUAUAACUCUAUAUGAAUUCAUAUUGGUAUCUAUAUAAAUGAUUGUAAACAGUUGCAA